AUGUCUGCCCCUUCUCUUGCUCAGGCCGUCGCUAAGCGGGGCUGGUUGUCCAAGAUGCUCAAGCCCGUCAGCAACUGGUACAUCAAUGCCGCCGGCUACCGUCAGAUGGGUCUCCGCACCGACGACCUCAUCUCCGAGGAGGACGAGAACGUCCUCGCCGCCCUCAACCGCCUGCCCCCCAAGGAGGCGUACGACCGCAUCUACCGCAUCCGCCGCGCCACCCAGCUCUCCCUCACCCACAAGCUCCUGCCCAAGAACGAGUGGACCACCCAGGAGGAGGACGUCCCCUACCUCCGCCCCUUGAUCGAGCAGAUCGAGGCCGAGGCCGCCGAGAAGGCCGCUCUCGACACCCUGACUAUUGUCAAGAACUAA
Neurospora tetraspora is the source of this 372-nucleotide messenger RNA. RefSeq names its product cytochrome b-c1 complex subunit 7. Bases 1 to 372 code for a protein of 123 amino acids. The record is from RefSeq and is a predicted model, not a curated record. Gene Ontology annotation, biological process: mitochondrial electron transport, ubiquinol to cytochrome c. The transcript has 2 exons. NCBI's taxonomy places the organism in Eukaryota, Fungi, Ascomycota, Sordariomycetes, Sordariales, Sordariaceae.